Rhea pennata is the source of this 5243-nucleotide messenger RNA. It is a transcript of the gene TDG, whose product is annotated as thymine DNA glycosylase. Gene Ontology annotation, biological process: base-excision repair, AP site formation. Gene Ontology annotation, cellular component: nucleus. The transcript has 9 exons. Gene Ontology annotation, molecular function: uracil DNA N-glycosylase activity; pyrimidine-specific mismatch base pair DNA N-glycosylase activity. Lineage: Eukaryota; Metazoa; Chordata; Aves; Rheiformes; Rheidae. The record is from RefSeq and is a predicted model, not a curated record. Bases 1090 to 2334 code for a protein of 414 amino acids.
UAUUUACUAUACUCUGAAAAUAUCCUGUGGCUUUGUUAGACUGCUCCCCAGGAAUCUGGGAGACCUAAGUUCAGAUUCAUUUCCCUUGAUUCAGAGCAGUUAUUUGAUUCAAGGUUAGUGGCCUGAUCACAAGACUGUGGGCUGUUCUCAGAUCAAUCUGAUCUAUGGUAGGAUUCUUAAAUAUUAAUUGAAUAAUAGAGAAUGAUGCCUCCCCAUCGCAAAGGUGGUAAGCAUGCCUUUGAGGUACUCAGGGCUAAAAUUAUUGGGUGUGUUUAUGAAUGGCUUUGAGGUGAUGAACAUUUCCUGCAAAUGUACUGUUCAUGAAAACUAUUCUACAUAUUUGCAUAACAGUGGAACAUUAUGGACAAGAAGCAGUCUAUAUAGGUAGAGGGAAUGGAAGUAUGAAGCAGAAGUUUGUAUUGGUGUCUGCAGGCUGUAUGUGUCUAGUAGAUAUCUAGAGCAGAAGGAAUAUGUAUGACAAAACAUCGGUGUGUGUGGAAGGAGGCUGAAUCAAUGUGCAUGAAUGAUUUUCUAUAGAAUAAGUGUAGUACUUGUGCUGGGAUCCAGAGUGAGGUAACUGGACAGCAUCUGCCACACUAUUUCUUAAAGCUGUUUAGUGAUCUGCAUAGUAACAACUGCUCCAUGUGUUUGUACUGUUUUGUUCCUCAUUCUGUACAUCCAUUCUGUGUUGCAUCAGAUAAAGUAACUGAUGUAACAGUAAGAAAAUUUAAAAGUUGGGAAGCCUUUAAGUCCAAAGAGUUUUAACUCAGUUGUAUUGUACCCAGUCACUACAUUUGAUAGACAGCUUGCGCUGCUAAUGUAUUCUACAAACUGUUUUUCCAGAGUUAGGGAAAGCUGUAUGCUGUACUUACAAUGUUGCAAUCUUUAACCUUUUGUUACUUAAAAAAGGUUGGGCGGUUCCUGUUGCCUUCCCAUACCCAGUAAACAGUCUGACUGCUUAGUGGAUUUUGGUAAUUUACUGACUUCUUAACAAACUGUAUUGGAGAGUGUACUUGCAGUACAUGCCAGCUUUGAUGGAGACAGAUGUUUAUAGACUACUUGGUCCAUCACUAAAUUUCUAAAUUGUUGAUGAAUUAUUCAUCUUUUUUUUCCUUUGCCUUUCUAAGAUAUUACUCACAUCUUCAGCAAGUUCAAGCUUUUUAUACGUUUCCGUUCCAUCCAAUGAUGACUGCAGUGCCCAACAUGGAAAUCAUGGCUGAGCAGCCAACUCUGGAGGACAUUCCAGAGCCAAACUUGGCUCAGGAACCUACUAAAGAAGUUGCAAAAGGGAAAGGAGGAAGGAAAAGAAAAGCCAAAGCAACUGAGCCAAAGCAACCCAAAAAAACUGCUGCUAAAAAAGAAAAAUCAACCAAGUCUAAAGGCAAACAAGAAAAGAUCACAGAUACUUUUAAAGUCAAAAGAAAAGUGGACCGUUUUAAUGGUGUAUCUGAAGCAGAACUUCUUACCAAGACUUUACCUGAUAUUUUGACCUUUGAUCUGGACAUUGUAAUAAUUGGCAUAAACCCUGGCUUGAUGGCAGCUUACAAAGGACAUCAUUAUCCUGGACCUGGAAACCAUUUUUGGAAGUGUCUCUUCAUGUCUGGUCUAAGUAAUGAACAACUGAACCAUAUGGAUGACCACACCUUACCACAUAAAUAUGGGAUUGGAUUUACGAACAUGGUGGAAAGGACAACACCUGGAAGCAAAGACCUCUCCAGCAAAGAGUUUCGGGAAGGAGGGCGAAUUCUGAUGCAGAAAUUGCAAAAGUAUAAACCUCGUAUAGCAGCUUUUAAUGGAAAAUGUAUUUAUGAAAUUUUCAGUAAAGAAGUUUUUGGAAUAAAAGUUAAAAAUUUGGAAUUUGGAUUGCAGCCACACAAGGUGCCAGAUACAGAAACUCUCUGCUAUGUUAUGCCGUCAUCCAGUGCAAGAUGUGCUCAGUUUCCUCGUGCACAAGAUAAAGUUCAUUAUUACAUAAAGCUGAAAGACUUAAGGGACCAACUGAAAGGCAUCGCACCAAACACAGAGGUGCAAGAGGUGCAGUACACAUUUGACUUGCAACUUGCACAAGAGGAUGCUAAAAAAAUGGCCGUCAAAGAAGAAAAAUAUGAUCCAGGUUAUGAAGCAGCAUAUGGAGGAGCUUAUUGUGAUCGUGCAAUAUAUGAAAAUGAACAGUGCAAUUUCUCUUCAAAUGGAACUGCAAGCAAUCCACAGUACUGUGAGGGGUCAUCCUUUGGUGAAGUUCCUAAUGGACAAUGGAUGACGCAGUCCUUUGCAGACCAGAUUCCAGGAUUCAAUACUGGAAUGACACAAGAAGAAGAAGGAAGCAGUGCAUAAGUGCUGUUUCUUCUCAGCUAUGUAUACAUGCUGCAGUUUUAAUGCAGUGAUCAAGAUUGGUACCUCGGUUCUCCCAACUGAAGCAUUUUAAUAGCAUUUUAUUUCCCCUAGUUAUUUUAUUAUAGUCAAAACUAAUUGUGUGUAGUAGGCUAAAAUCAAUGAACUAGAUAAUUUUAAGAAACUCCAAUCUUUUUAAAAAAACAAAAGUUAGCCCUUUUUUGUAUAUGAGUUUUAUAUUUAAUGUAUAUCCUUUCUUGCAGUUCUUGACAAACUGCUUUCUCAUUUGUGAAGAUUACCUUGGCACGUUAAUUUUAUUCUGUAAUUUGUAAUGUAGUAGUAACAGCAAUGGUAUACUUUUUACUGAUGCCUCAUAUAUUUGGAUAUGUCAUAAUCCUUUUAUAUCCAAAGAGAGGAGAAGGGAAAGUAUACCUUGAUAUUACAGGUAGCAAUGUUUUUAAUCAUACAGAGUUAAACAAAUUGUGUUUUUAAGUCUGCCUGUUACCAUCUUAAAAAUGCAGAAGGUUGUGUUCUGCAGCUGGGAGUACUGAGUAUUUUAUGGGCAAGAAUACAGAGCUCUGUCUACUUAGUGACUGUACCAUAUCAGGACUAAGGGACUAGAGACAUCAUCUUCUCAAGUCAUAAUGCUGGGGAGGAAAAUUUAGAACCUAGAAUAUUCUAUCUGAGCUGUCCUAAUUUCAGAUCUCCCUACAACUCCAUUCUUCCGUCUGAAAUUCCAACGCAAGAAACUGGAAUUCUUUAAAAAGAAAAAAAAUAAGUGGUUCUUGAAUUCUGUGGCAUUUAAAUUCUUGGCCUUUUUUUUACGUGAUUAGUCCCUUCACCUGACCUAUUGCUAGCAACAUCACUAGCAGGAGACAACCCCUUUUGAACAGAUUAUACUGCAGGGACUUGAAAGACCACUUCUCUGUAAAAUUAGUGUAUGGUUACAUUAUCUGUAUCUGCAAUGUAAAUCAAACAAAACUGUGUAUCUUACAACUGGCACAACAUGAAAGAAGAUUGCGAUUUAGCAAUUCUUAAUGUUCAUUUCUCUUCAAUCUGGAAGACUUCAGAGAGUGUUCUCCUUACUCCUCUUACAAGAAAAGAAAUAUUAAGUUAAAGAUGAGCAAAGCUGUUCCAAGAAUAAGAAGGCAACUGUGGAAACUACAGCUUUCUUUUUGAGGAACUUGCUUAAAACGUACGCUCUUUGAUGAUGUGGCCAACAUGUGACUGAGAAAGAAAAGAGAUUCCACACUUGUGCCUAAUCAUCAUCAUCUUUCCCUCUUUUAAUAUAUGAGGAAGAAAUGAAGUAAAAGCAAUAAGCUGAUCAAGACUUUUAAGUUUUGAUGAACUUAUGAGAGUAGGUGCUUCACAUACUUGAAAAAUAGAUACAAACAGUAUCUCCACAGUCCAUGCUGGUCAGAGAUUCCUAUGCCAGUGUUCUUACCCUUUCCUCACAGCCAUUGACAGUUGAAACACACUGAGUGUACCUAGUUAGUGUAGAUUCUAAUCCUGCUGCAACAACUGUCACUGAGAUCACACACUGUCAACCUGUUGUGAGGCAGGUAUGAUGUUUACAGUUUUCUUCCCAAAUUAUGUGGCUUAAUUCUAAGCGUCUUAAAUCAAGGAAGUGUGCAUUAUGAUUCUGAUUGUGUUUAUUAGCUUCAGCAUAAAGCUGUUCAGUAUAUUGUCCAAAUGGUAGAGGAUUUGUCUUGUCUGUUAUUUAAAGUGUACUGUAUCAUGUAUCACUGUUUACAUGGACAUUUUCCUGCAGGUGCUCAAAGUAUCUUGUAUCAGGGAUUUGUUACAACUCAAUUUUAUUUUUCAACAAACUUAGAAGCAUGUAAUUUAGCAUUGCUGAGUAGGUAAUACAGUAGUAUAUAACUACUGUAAGGAGGGUUUUUUCAAUUUUGAAGGGAAAGGUCUCUUUAAAAGAGAUACCUACUAGGCUAUCUAAGUAUAAAAUAUAGUUAAGUGUACAAUGACAGUUUCACUAAAUAUUUUAAUUCUAUGUGUACUCCCUCAGAAUUGGUGCUCUUUUCAUUACAGUAAUGCAGAGGUUCUUAAUCUGUCUUAAACCUACAAAUGUUUGACAAUAAAAUCAGGAAUUGUAUUGCAGUGUCUUAGAAUGUAAUUUUGCAUUUUGGUAGCGGUGAUCUGUUUAUAUUACCGGGUAUGUAGUACACGGACUGCACCAGCACAGUGCUCAGAGAGACACUACACUGCAAAACAGUCACCAUGCAAGAGAACUCCACUUACUUGAAAUGCUCCGUAAGUUUUAAUUUCAGGCUGCUUAAUGUGGGCUAGAAGACUAAAUACAGACUAGAUUUUUCUAGCAGCAGAUAUUAGUCUUAUUUAUAAAGACCUUACAUUAAAAUACUAUGUCUAGCACUGAAUUUCACCUCUGUAAAUGUUUAAUGAAAGUACUUCAUUGUCAAGUAAAUUUUUUUCUUCACCUUACUUGAAAGUCAAGGUGAUCUGAAUUGCAUAGCUGUCACUCCACCCCUCUCCACUUAUAAGUGCAUAUAACUGAUCAUCAGUUUAUAGCACUACUUAACAAAUACUUUGUUUUUUAAAAUCAGUUAAUUACACAAUUUGACAGGUCAUAUCUCCAAUUACCACGUACUGCACAACAUCAUGUAUGAAUGCAUUAGACUGUUUUCAGUAUCAGCUUUCAGGACGAGUUAAUUUGAACUUCCCUAAGGGAUCAGGAAUAAACCAGUUUUCCCAGAGAUCAGUGUGAACACUGGGGUAGUCCCAAGGUUUAUAUCUUCCAUUCCAGUGAAGUAAUUUAGCUUCUUGAAGAAAAUGCUCUGAAUAGCGAGUAUCAGGACUCCAACCUGCAUCACGGGUACACAAAAAUUUAGUUUUCAAUAAUGGAAGACGCUAUGAAGUGAUGUUCCAAAAAAAAAAAA